GACCAAAGAACAGGUGUUCUGCUUCUGCAAUGUUAUGUGCAGAUUGUAAGGAAGAUUGCAGGCAUCAAAUUCCACGCAUGCUGAGGACCAAAAUUUAAUCUGCAGGCAUCAAAUUCCACGCAUGCUGAGGACCAAAAUUUAAUCUGAAGGGAUACAAACCUAGCUUCAUAUCUGGAGGUGGUGGCUAUGCUAGCAGUAGGUGGUGCAGUGCUCUUCAAGCAGGUCCUCAGAGUUGACCGAUUCAUAUUGCAUGUUUUUUCUUUUUUUGCUCAACGACUGCUAUUAUAUGCUGUGCUUGGUUGUUCGCUUUUAUGCGAAGUUGAUAAAUUUUGGGUGGGGAAAAAAUUGAAAAUUUAAACUGUAGGUGCCUCGGUGAUAUAGUGGAAUGAAGAGUUUUCUUAUUUCAUGGGAUCAUACACAUCUAAUUUGUGAGGUAAACCCGAUUUUUUUUUCCUAUUGUGUUUUUCGUCAGAGAAUAUCUUUUUUCUAAUGACUUUUGGAGGGCAUGAAGUCAUAUUUUUAUACAAACUAUCAGAUAUCCCUUUUGUGGUUUGAUUGAGUGGAUGGAGACAUCUUUGUUGAAAUUUAUACAACCUGGACAUAGAAGUAGGAUAAAGUAUACUGGGGCUGUUUAAUAACUUGGUAAUUGGCUUGCACAUGAGAUCAAGAUGUGUAGGGCUUAUCCAUUAUCUAGGGUUCAAAUAGUUUCUAUGGUUGUCAACACGCUCAAAAGUAAGCAAGGUCUUCAUUAACUGUGAUAGUAAGACUAAAAGAAAGCAGCGACAGUAAUGACGGUUGUUCUCCCCGAUUUUAAUUGGUUAUCUUUUCUAAUGUAGGUCCUCAUUAGAUUGUAUAUGCACUUGAUAGUUUACUUAUCAGAAAAAGUAUUUGCACUGGGGUAGCCUUUUAGUAUUUGCUCUCUGUAACUUUUUAGUGGAAUAUGGGAGCACAUAUUUGGGCUACUCCAAAUUCAAAUCUCUCUCUCCCUCUCUCUCUUACCUCUUCCAUCUUCUUCUUUGGUGAGGGAUCCUUCGAUCACGACUCGAAUCUGUACACCUCCGGCAUGUGCAUCGGCAAAGCACAACCCUCUAUGAGAAGCGCUGCCAGGUAAGUUUCUUUCUCUUUCCAAUUCAUGAACCUUAAUUUCUGCUAUACAGCCCCUGCAGCCUGCUACCACUCUAUUGUCAUUAUCUAAUUGGGUUAAAUAUCUACUUGCCCCUUAAACUAGCCAACUUUUGUUUACUUCCCCCUCCAACUAUCAAUUGAACACACUUCCCCCUCCAACUACCAAAUAGUUACUCCUUCCUUCCAAUCCCAAACGCCUAUCCAAUUGUCUAACGGAAAACGUAACCCCUCUUCCCAAAGUGUGGUUUUGGCGCCAAAACAAGGGCACAACAAGGGUAAUCUCGACAUUCCAAGUGAAACCCUAAAACUUAAUGCAACCAAAACACCUUCAUCCCUUUUUACGGUAAUAAAAACGCAGAACAAUAAAAAAACAGAGAGAGAGAGAGAGAGAGAGAGAGAGAGAGAGAGAGAGAGAGAGAGAGAGAGAGGGGCUGUUUACACUGGCAUGGAUCUUGAGUGCUCCAAAUGGAAGAAAAUCUCAAUGUAAGGCUUUUAUUUAUCGAAUGUCAGUAUUGGGUGAUUUUAUAAGUCUCCUGUUUUAAUAUAAUAAUCUUACCCCUUUAGGGCUUUAUGAAUUAUUAUAUGGGUACCACUGAUAAUGGCUGUUUUUAUAAGUUUGUUGUGGAAUUUGUGCAUUUGUGGUCCCAAUGUGGCCCUACAAGUUGAGGAAAUUUUGUUUUUUAGUAUAAAGUUGUCUGGAAGUGCAUAAAAGUUGCAUGUUUGUACUUGCCCCUUUGACAAUCUGAAAUUUGUUUACCUACAAUCCAAACUACCAGCAUUUGUGUGUUCCUUUUGUUUGGAAAAUAGAAACUGGUUGUUUAUUGGUUUCAUGUAUACCUUUGUAGAUUCCAGUGCUGAGUAUUUUAGUAUCAAGUUAAAUCAUGAUGGAAAUAUAGUUAGGGAGGAUAUGAUAGAGUGUAAUGUUGGUGGUACUGUGAGCUACAUUGAUUACUGUGAUAAUGAUAGAAUUUCUAGAACAGAGUUGCAUGCAAUGUGUAAGGAAGUUGGAUGUGGGGAAGAAGUAGAUCUCUUCUACAAGGUUAGUGGUUUAGAUGAAAAAUGGUUUUUUAAGAUGAUCCAAACUGAUAGUGAUGUCACAAGCAUGGUUGGAAGCCUUAAAAAUGAUUUGGUGGAAGUGUAUAUAGGGGAUAGUAAUUUGGAAGGUCCUACUAUUGUUGAACAAACUGCCCAUGUGGAUGUGGAAGAUGGCCUCCUAGAUAUUGAUACUAGCAAUUGGGAAUUGGAUGGUGGAGUAUUUUUGCAGGACACCCAUACUGUUGUGGAUUUGGCAACUCACAUACCUUCCACUACACCAAACCCACCACCCACCAAUGAACCACCACCCUCCACUACAAGAAAACUAGCUAGAAGAAGAAAAGUUUAUCAUGAUUCUGAUUCUGAAACUGAUAAUGAGGUUUUUAUAGACAGUGAUUAUGACCUGACUGAAGAUGAUGAUGCCUUGUUUGAUGAGAAUGUGGAUGAAGACGUAGAGUGGUGUGGUGUGAGGAAAAAAAGAAGAGAUGUAACUAAAAUCCUCCAUAGUUGUUUGUCUUAAACUGAAUCUGAGGAGGGGGAUUCCUCAGAUGGGUUUUUGAGUUUUGACUCAUCUUCUGAUGAAGACAGGGAGGAUAGGCCAAAGUAUAGGAAAUAUAGGCUUAUUAAUGAAAUAAGGGACUUGUUGCCUUGUGUGGCACAUAGACACUGUGUUAGUUAGGCAUCUAC
This is a messenger RNA of Rhododendron vialii, 2847 nucleotides long. RefSeq lists its product as uncharacterized. Bases 1955 to 2680 code for a protein of 241 amino acids. Lineage: Eukaryota; Viridiplantae; Streptophyta; Magnoliopsida; Ericales; Ericaceae. The transcript is spliced from 3 exons. The record is from RefSeq and is a predicted model, not a curated record.